This is a messenger RNA of Magallana angulata, 8980 nucleotides long. RefSeq lists its product as uncharacterized. NCBI's taxonomy places the organism in Eukaryota, Metazoa, Mollusca, Bivalvia, Ostreida, Ostreidae. The record is from RefSeq and is a predicted model, not a curated record. Gene Ontology annotation, molecular function: calcium ion binding. Gene Ontology annotation, biological process: homophilic cell-cell adhesion. The coding region runs from base 78 to 8624 and encodes 2848 amino acids. Gene Ontology annotation, cellular component: membrane. The transcript is spliced from 37 exons.
UUUAUCUUAAUCUGAGAUCGUCCCAUUACCGUGAUCAAAGUACAAGAACGGAUUUUUAAUGUCCAGUACCUAGUCCAAUGGCGAAUACAUACAUCAUUUUAGGAGGCAUCACAAUUUAUUUAGUGAUUUUAGUCCAGCUGACUGCCUGUUACACAAUCACUGAAGGAUCAAACUACUACAGAUAUUGUUCAUCCGGGUACUAUCUGCGGAUCACAUCUGCGAGAUGGUAUUGUAGCAACGACUCCUGGACAGUUACAAAUCUUGUGAAUUCCAAAUGUAAUUAUAACACCGCAUGUACUCUGUAUGCAACCAGCAGUUGGCUAGGAGGCGACCCUUGUCCUGGAGUUACUACAUAUUUGUACUGGGCCGACGGGUGUUACUCUAUUUGGGGAAAUUGGGGAUCAUGGUCUUGUCCAGGAGAUUGUACCACCCAAACCCUUUACCGGUACAGGGCCUGUGUUAAACCAAAUGGAGGGUGUGGAUCUGCCCCUGCGCAAAAUAUCGCGUGUAAAAGACUCGGAUGUGCCUCAUCGUCGGACAUCAGCAGAACUACACCCAAUGACCAGGUGUACUACAGUCUGACCACCGACUGUUUCGUCGCCACUGGAAGGACGUCCGUCGCCUUUAGAGUGAGAGCAAGCAAUGACGCCCAUAUUGCAUUAGGUAGUGUAGACAAUGCAACCAGCGGUACCCAUUAUGAAAUCAUCAUAGGUGGCUGGACCGACACGCAGUCUGCAAUUAGAUUUGCCAUUGGCGGAACUGCCUGUGUUUAUAAUUCUGGUUCCCGCCUGUCUGGAAUUUAUUUUGACGAAUUUUGGUUUACGUGGACCGGAAAUUACGUCCGUGUAGGCACUGGGAGCUCACCCGGAAGUAACACUUUCAUGAGCUGCUAUCAUUCAACACCAUACACUGUCAACUUUAUUUGGAUAAAAACGGGAUGGGGAUCAACAGGAGAAUGGAGGUUUCCUAAUGAUGUGGCAUGCACACACUUGACUAAUUCCUAUGUCAGCAUUUCCACUAACAAUCCCUCUUGCAACGGAGUAAGUACCUACGCAUGUAAUUCUGGAUACAAGCAGGUCGCAGGAAACACACAACGUACAUGCGGCUAUGGUGAUACCAUGUCUGGAUAUCCACUUGUUUGCGCUGUUUCAACAUGUAACAUCGACAUAGUGUUCAUCAUUGAAGCUUCGUAUUACACAUCGUCGAUUUAUUCAUCUUUAAUGACAGUUAUAGGCGAUUUGGCAGGAAGUCUGAAAAUUUCAACGAGUGCUAUUUUAGCUGGAGUCGUAACAUAUGACAACAUUGUGGACCUCGAGAUCGAACUCAAUGACUACUACUCCGCUUCGACACUUAAAAGCUCUAUUUCUUCUUUAUCAAUAGCAAGCGCCUCAACUUCCAGAAACCUGGCUGAAGCUCUACGAGUUGGAUUUUACGACUUCUUCACUAUGUCCAAAGGAAACAGAUUCACAGCUUUCAGACACUAUGUUUUGAUAGCGAAAACAACACAGUCAGGAGCAACAUAUGCCAAUAAAUUCAAACUGAACCCAAGAAAUCAAUUCUUUACUAUUGGUAUUUCUCCAGCUGCCUCAUUAAUUACUGAAUUGAAAAAUAUCGCCGGUGACAAUAGCAGAUAUUUUCAAAUUAGUUCUCCAGAAGAUUUGUAUCCUCAAUUCAACACUCUCCUCCAGAAAAUUGCCGUCUGUCCUGCCGUCACGAUUGUACCAGUGACGGUUGGCUGUAAGCUCGAUAUUGUGUUUAUAGCAGAAAGAUACAACUUGCGAUAUAUCAAAAGGUUUGUAGCGGAGUUUACGGACAGCAUAACUAUUUCAAGUAAUGGAGUUAGAGUUGGUAUGGUUUUAUUUGAUUCUGUGGGGUCAACUGUAUUCAAACUAAACACCUAUACCUCCUCGGCCUCUGUUCGAAAUGCCAUUGAAUCGAUCUCGGAGACGGCUGGGUCCGGCCAUUUGGUGGACAAAGGAUUGAUUCAAGCUCGGGACGAUGUAUUUACGGCAGCUGGAGGUGACCGUACGGAUGCCAGCAACUACUACGUGUUUAUUGUGGGACCUUUCGCAAGUUAUCCGGAAUCUGUCGCAAAGGACAUCAGAAGUAGUGGAAGCAACUACGUCUUUGCCGUUCACAUUGGUAGCAGUUACCAGACCAAUUACCAGAAGGCCGUUGAUACAUGUGGAGACUACACCAAAUACACUCAUACGGAUUAUUAUAAUUACCUGGUUGAUAUAAAAGAUACUGUCCUUCAAAAAAUCACAUCAUGUGAGAGUGUAGACAUCACAACUCCAGGCUGCCCAUUAGACAUCGCUUUUAUCCUGGAGGAUACAAAUGUAAUUACUGCCACAGAAUUUAAUGAGAUGAAAAUUUUGAUCAAAAGUUUAGUUUCUCAUAUGUAUAUCGGAAACACGGGAGUUAAAGUAGGAGUUGUUACGUUUGCUGAUGGGGCCACCACUGCUUUCCCGUUGAAACAGUACUCUACAGCCAGUGGAAUCAUUACCGGAAUCACUAACAUUAACCAGGGAAGUAGUGCCUACAGCAGGGUCGGUCGUUACGUGGAUAAGGCCUUGAAACAUACCCAGAUGAACUUCUUUACCACAGGGAAUGGUGACCGUUUAAACGCCGCCAACUACUACAUCUUUCUGACUCAUGGACAUUCUGCUGGAACCAAAGCCGCUGCAUUUGGAUCUGCGAUCAGAUCCAUAGCCUCCAGUAAUAUUUUCAUUAUUGGCAUUGCUAUUUCUUCAACUUAUGACUCAGCAUUGCUUAGUAUUGUGGAUAACGACAAAUACCUGAAGGCCACCGACUUUUCUACGCUUGUAUGUAUGAACGAUCAGAUUAUUUCUAGUAUCACCCAAUGUCCAGCUUCAAUCACACCUGCUAGUUUGAUUACUCCAAGCUGCCAGCUAGAUAUUGUUUUUAUCAUGGAAAGAACAGAAUCUUCUUCUCACGAAAACUAUGUUUUCCUGAAAAGUUUCUUUGCCAAUAUUGCACAACAGUUGCAUGUAUCUACGAGUACUACACGGAUUGGUGUGGUUACGUACAACACACAUGCAAACACAACGAUCGCCCUUAACGCGUACAUGACGCCUACAGAUAUCAGCUACCAGAUUCUGAAGUUAUCGGAGGACACAGACCAGAGAUAUCUGAUAGACAACGCGUUGGUUCACACCAAGAACAACUUCUUCACAUCGGCCAAUGGAGACCGCCCGAGCGCUGCUAAUUAUUACGUGUUCGUCAUAGACGGAGUAAGAAGUGGCGCCUCUAUUCAGGGACAACACAUCGCCGACUCAUGGCCAAACACAGUUUUCGCAAUUGAUAUUAACAGUGGUUACGAGAAUGAAUAUAGAAGCACAGCCGGAGAUAAUAGUCGUUAUUUUUAUGCAUCGUCUUAUGCAAAUUUGUUCACCAUUGAGUCUGACGUCAUAACAGCCAUCACGCGAUGUCCUGUUUCACAACCAGUGACUACAACUGAUAGCUCCACCACGAAUGUUAAUGCUUCUGCCCCUUGCUUGAACAGUCUGAUCUAUCUUUAUCCAGAGGACCUAACAGAAGGAAACGACGGCGGAAAAGAUAUGAUGUACUUGAUGACGGAUUAUGUCUUUACAAUAAAAGGCUGCUCACUCAUCACCUCUUGGGAAUUUUCCCAUUGGAAAUCUGGAUAUAUUCAUUUCAUGGUCUGGAGGCCAAGUGGCAGUAAAUAUAAACUGUUGGGUUACAACAGUAUCUAUGUUUCAGGUAAAGAUACCACAACUUUCAAUGUGGAUGAAAAGGAUAGAAUAUUUGUUCUUGAAGGUGACCUUAUUGGAUGGCGGAGUGCGGGAGAUAACUUAAUCACGAGUGGAUCGUGUUUAGGACCAUGUGCGGAGGGAUACAAAGCGUCACCAAACAAUGUUCAAAUCGAAGAGGAGUUCGAUUGGACAAACUCGGGGACUUCAAUAGGUAGUACGGCAUAUGCUAUCAAAGCAUGCUUAGAGAACGCCUGUAUAAAAAUCCCUGUUGGGACAACCCGCAGUAGAUCGUGUUCGUUCGAGUACUAUCUCGAGGCCAUGCAUGCGAGAUGGUUCUGUAGCUCUUGGACAUACUCCAACUCAUUGACAGUGACAUCUACCGUGAAUUCCAAAUGUAACUAUCAGACUACCUGUAAUCUGCAAGCCACAACUAGUUGGCUGGGAGGAGACCCUUGCCCUGGACAUACAAAAUAUCUUGAAUGGAGGGAUACUUGCUACUCUUUUUGGGGAGACUGGGAACCAUGGUCUCCUUGUCCAGUAGACUGUAGCAAUCAAAUUCUUGUCCGGUACAGAGCUUGUGUGAAGCCCAGUGGGUCGUGCGGGACACCCCCAGCGGAGAAUAUUUCUUGUAAAAGACUCGGUUGUUACUCAUCGUCGGACAUCAGCAGAACUACCCCUGACAACCAGGUGUUCUACAGUAUGACGACCGACUGUUUCGUUGCCAUGGGAAGGGAGUCUGUCGCUUUUAGAGCAAGGGCAAACACUGACAUUCAUAUUGCCUUGGGUAGUGAAGAUAGCCCAUCGAGCGGUACCCAUUACGAAAUAAUUAUAGGUGGCUGGAACAACACGCAGUCUGCAAUUAGAUAUGGUAUUGGGGGAACUACCUGUGUUAGUGAAUCUGGAACACCCUUGUCCCAGUCUUAUUUUGACGAAUUUUGGUUUUCUUGGAACGGAUCAUACGUAUAUGUGGGCACCGGAAGCUCACCUGGAAAUGGAACUUUUAUGACCUGCUAUCAUUUAACACCAUACACUAUCAACUUUAUAUGGAUAAUGACUGGAUGGAACUCGUCAGGGGAAUGGAGGUUUCCUAAUGACGUUGCAUGUAGCCACGUAACUAAUUCCUAUGUGAGCAUUACCACUAACAACACUUCCUGCAAUGGAACAAGUACCUACGCAUGUAACUCUGGAUUCAAGCAGGUCGCAGGAAAUCUACAUCGCACUUGUGGAUUUGGAGGAAUUCUAACAGGAUAUCCGCUAGUCUGCUCUGUUUCAACAUGUAAAAUCGACCUAGUGUUCAUCGUUGAAGCUUCGGCCUACACUUCCUCAUUUCAUUCAACAUUAAUGACUGCUAUAGGCGAUCUCGCGGGAAGUCUGCGACUUUCAACGAGUGAUAUUUUAGCUGGAGUCAUUACUUAUGACGAUACUGUGGACCUAAACAUCGAACUCAAUGACUACUACUCCGCUUCGACACUGGAUAGCUCCAUUACAUCAAUACCAAUAUCAAACGCCGCAUCUACCGUAAACCUGGCUGAAGCUCUUCGAGUUGGAUUUUACGACUUCUUCACAUUAGCCAAAGGAAACAGAUUCACAGCUUUCAGACAUUUUGUUGUGAUUGCAAAAACGCAUUCUUUACAGACAGGAGCACCAGUGGCAGAUCAAAUCAGAAUAAACCUAAAGAAUCAACUUUUUUCUGUUGGUAUUUCUCCAUCCGCUUCGUUAAUUACGGACUUGAAAGCGAUCGCAGGUGACAACAGCAGCUACCUUGAAGUUAGUUCACCAGACGAUUUGUACUCUCAGUUCAACACUCUUCUACAGAAUAUUGCUGUUUGUUCCAAUAUAACAUUUGAACCAACUACGUUUGACUGUGAGCUUGAUAUAGUGUUCAUAGUAGAAAGAUACAACUUACGAUACACCAAAAGAUUUCUGGCGGAGUUAAUGGAAAAUAUAACUGUCUCAAGUACUGGCAUCAAAGUCGGUAUGGUUUUAUUUGAUUCUGGGGCGUCAACGGUAUUUAGGCUAGACACUCAUACUUCCUCUGAAUCUGUUCGAGGAGCCAUUGAAUCAAUCGUGGAGACGAAUAGCACUGACCAUUUGGUAGACAAAGGUUUGAUUCAUGCCCGGGACAGUGUGUUUACGGCCGCUAGAGGUGAUCGUAAGGAUGCCAGUAACUACUACGUAAUUAUUGUAGGACCUUUCGAAAGUUAUCCGGAAGCUGUAGCAAAAGAGAUAAGAAGUAGCGGAAGAAAUUACAUUUUUUCCGUUCAUAUUGGUAAUCAGUACCAGACCGAAUACCAGAAGGCCGUUGAUACCUGUGGAGACUACACCAAGUAUACAAAUGUAGAUUCUUACGAAAACCUGAUAAACAUUAAAAAUGAUGUUCUUCAAAAAAUCACAUCAUGUGAGAGCGUAAACGUCACUACCCAAGACUGUCAAUUAGACAUCGUUUUUAUAAUGGAGGAUACAGACGAACUAACUGUUAAAGACUUUAACGAUAUGAAAAGCUUUUUUGUAAGUUUGGUGUCCCGUAUGAUCAUCGGAGACACAGCAAUUAAGGUAGGGGUGGUGACUUACGCCGAUGGGGCCGCCACUGCUUUCCCGUUGAACCAAUACUCUACAGGCAAUGGAAUCAUUACCGGAAUCACUAACAUUAACCAGGGAAAUAUUGCAUACGACAGGGGCAGCCGUUACAUGGAUAAAGCCUUGAAGUAUACCCAGAUGAACUUCUUUACCACAGAAAAUGGUGAUCGUUCAAACGCUAGCAAUUACUACAUUCUUCUGACUCGUGGUCCGUCUGCUGGAAACAAAGCUGCUGCAUUUGGAUCAGCAAUCAGAUCUAUAGACUCCAGUAAUCUAUUCAUUGUUGGUGUGAACAUUUCCUCGAGUGUUGACUCAGAAUUUCUUGCUGCCGUGGACGACGCCAAAUACCUGAAAGCCGAAAACUUUUCUGUGCUUCAAUGUAUUAACGAUGUGGUCGUUCCCAAUAUCACUCAGUGUCCAGACAACAUAAAUGAUACUAGUCUAGUCACUUCAAAUUGCCAACUAGAUAUUGUAUUUAUAAUAGAAAGAACAGAAUCGUCUUCGCAUGAAAACUACGUGUUCCUGAAAAGUUUCUUCUCCAGAAUAGCACAGCAGUUGGACGUAUCCUCAAGCACUAUACGUAUUGGAGUCGUUACGUAUGACACAGAUGCGUACACAACAAUCACCCUGGACGCCUAUAUGACGCCUUCAGAUAUCAGCUAUCAGAUUCUAAAAUUACCUGAAGGCACAGGCAAAAGAAACAUGCUAGACACCGCUUUGGCUUAUACCAAAAACAAAUUCUUUACGGCGGCCAAUGGAGACCGUGCGAGCGCUGCUAAUUAUUACGUGUUAGCCAUAGACGGAGUAAGAAGUGGUGCAUCUAUCCAGGCGGAAUAUAUAAUGAAAGCAUGGCCAAACACUAUAUUUGCUAUUGAUAUUAACAGUGGUUAUGAGAAAGAGUAUAGAAGAACAGCGGGAGUCAAUAGCCGAUAUUUCCAUGCACCGUCUUAUGCAAAUUUAUCCGCCGUCGAGUCUGACGUCAUAGCAGCCAUCACGAAAUGUCCUGUGCCACAACCAGUGAUUACAACUGACGGUUCUCUCAUGUUUGCUGAUGUCUCUGCUCCCUGCCUAAACAGUCUCAUCUAUCUUUACCCGGAAGACCUAACAGAAGGAAAAGACGGCGGACAAAAUACGAUGUACUUGAUGACUGAUUUUGUGUAUACCAUAACAAGUUGUUCACGCAUCACUUCUUGGGAAUUCUCCCAUUGGAAAUCUGGAUACAUUGAUUUCAUGGUUUGGAGGCCAAGUGGUAGUAAAUAUAAACUGGUGGCGUACAACAGCAUUUAUGUUUCAGGUAAAAAUACCACAACAUACACGGUGGUUGAGUACGAGAGGAUUGCAGUUCUGGACGGUGAUCUCAUAGGAUGGCGAAGCAAGGGAGAUAACUUAGUUACAAGUGGACCGUGUUUAGGGCCAUGUGCAGAGGGAUACAAAGCGUCACCAAACAAUGUUCAAAUUGGAGAGGAGUUCGAUUGGACAAACUCGGGCACGUCAAUCGAUGGAACUGCAUAUGCUAUCAAAGCAUGCUUAGAGGACAAUAAAGCAAUAGCAUUUCCUACACCGACAAUCAGCGCUAAAAUACCUGACCACUUAGCUGUCGGAUCUUUUGUUACGUUACUGGAGCCAGACGGUGCAGACUACGCAGAGGUCGUUAAUUAUACCGCCUUGCUACACCCGUCCUAUCCAAAUUCUCUUGAGUUUUUCACUGUUGGUGAAACAUCGGGCCAAAUAACAGUGGCUAAAAGGAUGUUAAAAGCGAAAAUUUUGAAUGAAUAUGCCAUUCUUGUCAAAGCCAAAGAUUCCUGUAAUACAACUGCAACAGCAACAGUGUCUAUUGAAACUGUGAAUAUGCCGCCUGAGGUCCUUGGUAUGCCCAAUGUUAUAUCCAUAAAUGAGGAAACCGAGAGAGAUACAGUAUUGUAUACAACAAUUGUGGAAGAUCUUAGCGGGGAUGACGUUUGUUGCACACUAGAGGGCACCUUACCCAAGACGAAAAACUUCAUGGUUUUCGGCAAUGACACAGGAAUCCGUGUCAAUUAUUCAAUCAUGUCCAGCGAAUCACCUGCAUUUUCUUACAGACAAUAUAAUUCUUACAUUGUAAAGUUAUGUUGUGACGACGACGAAGACAAAUCAACAGGGGUACUUAUUGUCAACAUCAAGAAACCAAACAAAACUAAGACGUAUGAGCCGCCAGACUGGUUUAUGAUGUCAAUCGCAAUAUCCUGUGGGCCUAUUUUCCUCAUGGCUUUUAUGGCUUGCUUUGUGCUCAUUGGAACUAUGUUUAUUCCAGGUGAAGUAAAGAAAAGAUAAAUCAUCACUUUCAACAUUCAAUGAUUCAUUUAUCUAUAUUGAGAUUGACAUUUCUGUUUAUUUUAUAUGUUUUUUUGGAAUAUUUAUCUGGGUUUUUGUAAGGUUGCAGAGAUACAUUUGCUUAGUGUUUUAUGUACUUUUUAAAAAUUUGUUACGUUCAAACAAUUGCAAACGACAAAAAGACUAUAAAUAUUGCUGGAUCUGGGUUAAUCAAUUAUGAUAUGUCUUAUUUGAUCAAAUGUCAUCUACGUAUGGUCACGCUGUAAUUUUUCGUGUAUAGAUUUUACCUUAAUUUGAUUAAAUGAUAUAAUACUGUUUUGUUGAAGUUUUAUCAGAAUAAAUACUUAAAAAAAAUA